GGCGGUGGGAGCUCCUCGGUCAUGGCCCGUCCGGGAGCUCUCCCGGGACAAGGGGAGCGAGGCUGGGAGUGGGGACAGCGGCGUUCUUGGGGGCGGGCAGGGCGGUGCCGGGGGCGGUGCCCGUGCCUUCCGGGGGGGCGGGCCUGGGCGGGCCGAGGGGCGGGGCCGGCGCGAUCCCGCGGCGCUUCGCUCUGGGCUUUGGGGCUGUUUCGGGCUGUUUUUGGGUGCAGAUUUUGGGAGACUGCGCACCCCCUCCCCUGGACACAGCCCCGCCCCAGCUCGCUGCACUCCCCGCACCCCUUGCUCAGCUCCGCGGGGAUUUGUGCCUCCUCUGAAGGUGGCAAAUGUCUGCAAAGCCAGUCGGGAAGCCAGAGAGCUGCAUCCCCUGGGCCCCGCCGCGGCUUCCCCGCCGUCACCCGGCCCCUCUCGCCCGUCCCGCCCCGCAGCGCCGCUCCCGCUGCCGCCCUCAAACACAAAGAACAAACCCCCGUGCCCCCAGCACAGGCCGGUCCCUCCCCGGCAGCCUCGGCAGCGCCAGAAGGGCCGGGAGCGGCCGCAGCCCCCAACGCCGGCCCUUCAAGCCUGGCCCGGCCAACGCCUCGCUCCCCACGGGCGCCGCUUCCCAGCCCGCCCCGACCGCCGGGCCCUGCCUCGCAGUCGCCGCCUGGCGGACACGGCCGGGAGCGGCACUACAGCCCCCCCCCCGCUACUCACCCCCAAGGGCCUCAAGGACUCCCGGAGCGCAGACUGGCAAAAAUACACGCCCUGCAAGACCCACGUCGCCUUUCGCAACUCAGCUUCCCAAAGGAUUUCUCUCUCCCGGCGGCGGCAGCAGCAGCAGCAGCAGCAGCAGCAGCAGCGGCAGCAACGCUCCCUGGGAAGCCCUGACCGAGGCUGGGAAUCGACACACAACAAGCCAAGAGCAUUAACUCGGCCCCAAAACACUCCACAAGAAACCAAUUUAGAGUCACCUUUGUCUCAUCCUCCCGUGCAGGCCCAGGCUUUGGGAUUCCAAGGCAAAGCCCGAGAGGCCCAGAGAGCAGCAGCCCCUCAGCCCCAGCACGGCCUCCCCCGGGCUCCCCCGGCCGGGAACCGGCCUAGCCAGCCCCUGCUGUGCAGCACAGCAGGCGGGGGGAUGACUUUUGGGACCCCUCCCUGGCCACUGCAGAGCAAUGCAGGCAUCGGGGCCAAGUCCUGCCCGGCCCCCGGGCACUGCAGACAGUUCAGGCCCAGCAGCAGCAGCAGCAGCAGCUGUUCUGCCUCUUGCUCCCCUCUCAAUUGGAACCGAACGGUGAGGAACAAGCCCCGGGCACAAUCGGCACCGAGCAGCAAGGCCUGGGCUCGCCAGAGGCCUGGGCCUGCCUAGUCCAGGCUCUGGGCUUCCUUUGCUUUCUUCCUCUGCAAUUCUCCUGCCCUGGGAAGUGUUAAAAGACAGACUGCUCAGUGAGACAUGCCCUGACACAGCAAUAAAUUCCAAGACCAGAAAA
Molecule: messenger RNA, 1487 nt
Organism: Pipra filicauda (Wire-tailed manakin)
Lineage: Eukaryota; Metazoa; Chordata; Aves; Passeriformes; Pipridae
Product: formin-like protein 3
Exons: 2
Source: RefSeq, a predicted model, not a curated record